Molecule: messenger RNA, 260 nt
Organism: Spathaspora passalidarum NRRL Y-27907
Lineage: Eukaryota; Fungi; Ascomycota; Pichiomycetes; Serinales; Debaryomycetaceae
Exons: 1
Source: RefSeq, a predicted model, not a curated record
CAUCUCAUCUGUAAUCAACAACGAACGUUAAUCAUGUCUGGUCGUCAAGGUGGUAAAGCUAAGCCAUUGAAGGCUCCAAAGAAAAAGCAACAAGAUUUCGAUGAAGACGAUGCCGCUUUCAAGGCCAAGCAAAAGGCCGAUGCUGCUGCCAAAAAGGCAAUGGCUGAACAAGCUAAGAAAGGUGGACCAUUAAUUGGUGGUGGUAUCAAGAAGAGUGGUAAGAAAUAAAUGUGUUUGUAAUACCAAUAUAUAUUAUUAUC